Molecule: messenger RNA, 1338 nt
Organism: Temnothorax curvispinosus
Lineage: Eukaryota; Metazoa; Arthropoda; Insecta; Hymenoptera; Formicidae
Gene: mRpL55
Product: 39S ribosomal protein L55, mitochondrial
Exons: 2
Coding region: 612-941 (109 amino acids)
Biological process (GO): translation
Cellular component (GO): mitochondrial large ribosomal subunit
Molecular function (GO): structural constituent of ribosome
Source: RefSeq, a predicted model, not a curated record
UUACGAGCGUGGACACGGUGUUUCAAUGUGGUGACAUAAUCUUGAGCGAUCGAAUAAAUAACGCGUCGUGUUGCGCUCGAUAUUGCCUCGGAGCAACGGGCAACAUAACCUAAAAAGCGUGAUACUCUUAUUAGUCUACAAAAGGUUAGAAGGAUUGGAAAAGUGCUGUAAAACGAAGAUGAGAAGAGCAGUUGAUAGUAGAUUUGUGUCAAAAAACUGAAAUUUCCGAUUGGAGACACGACGAUAAACUCGGGCUCAUCCUGAACCUGUGAAAAAAAAAUAUGCUCGUGAGAUAUCUAAGAAAAAAAUAUAUCUUUUUGCUUGUAUCGCUUGUAUUAUCGUAAAUGAGAAGAUUAUAUUCGAUGAGAGUGCUCUUUAAAGUUAUCAUUUAUAGCUGGGACCGGGUUAUCUCUCGUGUUUUGAAAUCGUUUUAAUUGGAGUAAAAUUAUGCUUGUGGGUGAUCUCGAUGAAACUCCGAUCAACUUAAUCAGUAAUUAAUUUAAUUGGUAGAACCAUACUUCUAGCUACGUGAUUUGUGGUCCAGAUCUUUCGUUUCCAUGCAUUAAGCAACGAGAAAUUGUUCUAUCUGCGGUGACAAAGUAUAGUACAGAAUGAUCGCUUUGCUCGCACGAAUUGGCAACUCCGCGACUGGUCUGCGCAGCAGAAAUCUCAAUUGCUGGACGGCGGCGAUUACGAGGAAGCACAGAGCGGUAUACGAACGGACGUAUCCUACGACGCUCGUCUUUUCCGACGGUAGCAGUAUAGAGAUCCAGUAUCAUGAACCGCGGAAGAUAAUAGUCUUACCGUUGAAUCUCGCCGAACUUACGGAGGCGGAACAGAAAAAGAGACUCGAGAUGCGUAAGCCGAAAACGAAAGUAGUUCUAGCCGAAGAAAUUGAGGAUAGCUUCGAUGAGAAUAGAUAUCUCAAUUUUAACAAGUGAUUGCCUCGGCGUUUCUGAAAUCUGUAUUAUAUAUAUGUUAUAUUUGUGCAAAAAUAUAUGUUAAUAACUCUUUGAGACUCUAACGUAGAAGGUUAUUUUAUUUUUUGUUUAGUAUAAUGUUUUAAUAGUUGUGUUCGUUUUUUUUUCUGUAGUAUAAAAUAUAAAUAAAUGUAAAUAUUAUUACUAUAAACUUUUGUGAUACAUAUGUCAAAACGUAGUGGUAGGAAAUGAAUCUAAUUAUAGAUUUUUACAAUUAUUGAACAAUACUGUGAGUUGUAUGAUAAAAUAUUAAAUACCACAUAUGAAUAUUGCGCACUAACAUAAGCAUUGUCCUGUGAACAUAGAAUAAUUUCCAAUCUUUAUAACACAAAAAAUAUAUUUCUAUACAGCGCACAAA